GGAAACUUCUUUCUAAUGGAGAGGUUUGGGAUUCAAAACCGAACUCUAGUUUCAUUCCUUCUUGUUCUGUUUCUCUUCAUCUCCUCUAACUGUUUUGUUUCGAACCAAACCGACAACGUUAAUGAAGGCUCUGGAUCCGAGCAAGAACGGGUUAGUGUCCGGGUCGGGUUGGUCUUGGAUUUGGGUUCCGUGGAUGGCAAGAUAGUGGGAAGCUCGGUUUCCUUGGCGCUUUCUGAUUUCUACGCAGUCAACAGUGAUUACAAAACAAGAGUCUCUCUCUCGGUCAGAAACUCUCAAAGAGAGCCUCUCCUUGCUCUAGCUUCUGCUGUUGAUCUGCUGCAAACUGUAGGAGUGGAAGCGAUUAUUGGUGGGAGUUCGCUGCAGGAAACGAAGCUUUUGGCGGAGAUUGGGGAGAAAGCUAGGGUUCCGGUGAUAUCACUUAACUCUCCGGUUUCAUUGUCAUUAAGAAAAUACAAUCAUUUGAUCAAAGCGACACAUGAUACUUCCUCCGAGGCAAAGGGUAUCACAGCUUUCAUCCAUGAGUUUGAUUGGAAGAGUGUUGCUCUUGUUUAUGAUGAUGAUGAAGAUGACUGGAGAGAGAGUAUGCAGCUCAUGGUGGACCAUUUCCAUGAGAACGGAGUUCAUAUACAGUCCAAGGUUGGUUUUACAGUCUCUUCAACCGAGGAGGUUAUGAUGGAUAGGCUAAGGAAGCUGAAGGACAUGGGAACAACUGUUUUUGUGGUGCACUUGUCUGAGCGUGUUGCAACUCAUCUCUUCCCAUGUGCUGAGAAAUUAGGGAUGAUGUCUGAAGGGUUUGCUUGGAUCCUCACUGCCAAAACCAUGAACAGCUUCCAUGGGAACAAUGGCGACGAAUAUGCAAAAGAAGCAAUGGAAGGUGUGGUUGGCUUCAAGACUUACAUUCCAAUGUCCAAAGAGCUUCAAAAUUUCACUUCAAGAUGGAGACAAUCACUUCCUGUUGAAGAAGAUGCUGGGUCUGAAAUAACUCGGUUGAGCAUCUUUGGCAUAUGGGCUCAUGAUGUAGCCUGGGCACUGGCGAGAGCAGCCGAGGUUACAAGGAUGCCAGAUGCAUCAUCAACUCUCUUUGACGCAAUCACUCAGUGUAGGUUCAAGGGUUUGAGUGGUAACUUCCAAAUCAAGGAUAAGAAUUUCUUGUCAGACAAGUUUGAGAUUGUGAACUUGAUUGGAUCAGGUGAGAGAAGGGUAGGCUUCUGGAGCUCUAAUGGUAGUUUCAGCAGUAGAAGACAUCUGUCUUCUUUUACUGAUAACAAGCUAGAGACCAUAAUCUGGCCCGGUGUGUCUUCUCAAAGUCCCAAAGGACACAAACUAGGAGAAAGCAAGAGAAAAACACUGAGGGUUUUGGUUACAUCUAGCAACAGAUUUCCAAAGCUGGUGAGUUGGAGGACUGAUCCAGUAACAAAAAAAAUAAUUGCUGAUGGGUUCUGUAUACAAGUCUUCAAUGCUUCCAUUAGGCGUUUCAACUAUGAUGUGGAGUACACACUUUGGACUGGUGGUCCUAACUACGACAAUCUUGCAUAUACACUUAGUAGCCAGAAAGACAAAUAUGAUAUGGCCGUGGGAGAUAUUACAAUCACUUCCAAUAGAUCGAGUUAUGUUGAUUUUACUAUACCAUUCACUGAACUGGGUCUUGGAAUGGUGGCACCAAAGCAGAGUGGAAUGUGGGUGUUCUUUCAACCUCUAACACCAGAUCUUUGGAUGACAAGUGCAGCUUUCUUUGUCUUGACAGGCAUUAUAGUUUGGUUGAUAGAAAAACCUGAAAACAAGGAGUUCCAGGGAUCUUGGUCUCAACAGAUUGGAGUUAUGCUUUCGUUUGGCUUCUCUACCCUUGUUUAUGCACACAGGGAGAAACUAAAACACAACUUAUCAAGAUUUGUGGUUACAGUUUGGGUAUUUGCAGUGCUCAUACUGACAACGAGUUACACUGCAACAUUGACAUCAAUGAUGACAGUGCAACAGAUACGAUUCAACUCCAAUAAAGACUUUAUAGGUCACCUUUCGGGCUCACUCAUAGCAAAUGCGAGCCUAGCUAGUACCAACAUCAAUGCAACGAAUGUCAGAGGCCUCAUUAACUCUACAGAUUAUGCAAAAGCCUUGUUGAACAACUCGGUCGCAUUCAUUAUCGACGAGUUGCCAUACCUCAAUGUCCUCCUUGGAGAGAAGCCUGAUCAUUUUCUCAUGGUCAAGCCACAAAUUACCACCAACGGUUUUGGAUUUAUGUUUCAAAAGGGUGACGAGUUGGUGCAUUUGGUGUCCAAAGAAAUCUCGGAGCUAAGGACAAAAGGGAAGCUUAACGAGAUGUCGAAAACAUGGUUUGAUAAUCGUUUGCCAUACAUAAUAGAUGAUACAUCAGAACCUAUAGACCUUUACAGGUUCCGCGGUUUGUUUAUGAUCACGGGAGGUUCUUCAGCUUUUGCUCUUGCAGUACUUCUCAUUAUAUGGAUACGUGAUAAAUGGGAAGAUCUUAUGAGUUCCAUCAACAUAUUUCUCUCGCGACGACUUGUACAUUUCAGGAUCUUCUUUGCAAGAACUAUCCAUCCUAGCCCCCUCGAUGACCUCUUUGUUGAGAAUGCAGUGCAGAUGGCUCAACUUAACAGAUAGAAAGAGAUUCAAAUAUAGCAAAAGGUCCAUACAAGUGAAGUGGAUGGUUUUGUUCUUGUGUGUAAUAGUACAAGUGAAGGUGGAUGGCUCCUGUUCUUGUGUGUUGUUGUGCCCAAGUCUUUUAGCUUACACAAUUGUUGCGAUGUUGUUCGUCUUUAACUCUGACCUAGAGCUUCACCAAGCUACCUUAGCCUUCUUUCUCCAGAAGUUGAUCCAGUUUGAUAUGAUUCUUGCUUGAUUCAAACCGGAUUAGGCCUGUAAAUAUAAAUGAUGUUUUGACCUUUAUUUGCUUGUAAGUUGCAGAUGUAAUAUAUUCUUGCUUGAUUCAA
Messenger RNA from Brassica oleracea var. oleracea, 2966 nucleotides. RefSeq names its product glutamate receptor 1.3-like. The transcript is spliced from 5 exons. Lineage: Eukaryota; Viridiplantae; Streptophyta; Magnoliopsida; Brassicales; Brassicaceae. The coding region runs from base 16 to 2637 and encodes 873 amino acids. Gene Ontology annotation, molecular function: glutamate-gated receptor activity. Gene Ontology annotation, cellular component: plasma membrane. The record is from RefSeq and is a predicted model, not a curated record.